AUGCUUCUCUCAGGCUUCGAAAUUCUCGCCAUUCUCGAAUUGAUCAUCUUCACCCCUGCGUUGUUCGCAUCCAUAGUUGUUGUGUACAAUCAUGGCCACCAGAAGCAACUCGGAUGGCGAUUCCUGGUCAUGAUCUGUCUCUUUCGUAUUAUCGGAGCGUCGACAGUUCUCGCCUCAGUCCAUCAUCCAUCCUCAGGUCUCACUAUUACUUACGAUGUUAUGAACAGCUUCGGCUUGUCUGCUGUCAUUUAUACUGCCUUGGGCCUUUUGUCGCGAGUUCAAAGUGGCCUGGACCAUCACGGGCUGCCAGCUGCGCUGUUUCGACUGCUUGGUCUUCCCGGUCUUGCUGGUCUCAUCCUGUGUAUUAUUGGAAGCGUCAACAUAUUCAGCAACGACCCAUCGGACCAAGGUGAAGGCCUGACAUAUUACCGUGUGGCCAUGAUUCUAUUCCUGGUUGUCUUCAUCGCGGAUGUCUUGAUCACCAUCCACUGCUUCAUGAAAAUUUCACACGUUCAACAGAGGGACCGACGAAUCCUAUAUGCAGUCACCGCUUCGAUCGUUUUCAUGGCAUUGAGAACAUGCUUCAGCUUGCUUUGUGCAUUCGCGAACAAUCCAACAUUGUUCAGCUCCUGGAGUUUGGAAUGGGAGGCAAUCUUGGUUCACGGCUGCUUAGGUGUUUUGAUGGAAGCCAUCGUUGUCGGAAUCUUCCUCUGGGCUGGUUUUACAACCGCCGCGGCCGCAAGACCUGCAUCUCCUCGACGCAAAGUUGGACCCGCCGUCUAUCACGAGGACCUUGAAGAUGCCAAACAGGGGCCGUAG
Molecule: messenger RNA, 819 nt
Organism: Exophiala aquamarina CBS 119918
Lineage: Eukaryota; Fungi; Ascomycota; Eurotiomycetes; Chaetothyriales; Herpotrichiellaceae
Exons: 1
Coding region: 1-819 (272 amino acids)
Source: RefSeq, a predicted model, not a curated record